UAUGUUAUUAUCCCUGACAGGUGGGCUCCACGUGUCAGCGACUGUUUGCUCGUUGCUGUUUGCUCCCGCGACGACGAAUCCGUGCCGACCUCGCUUCCCCGCCGGCCGCCAUGAAAUUGGAGCUUCCGAGAGGAGAAAAUCUCGAGAAGUAGAGAGAGAAAACCACAGCGUGAGCGAGCGUGGGCGUCCUUGAUUCCGGCGACAUGAAGGCCCCCGCCGCGGCCGCGGCCGCGGUCGGCAACAGGGCUGGUGGGGUGGAUCCGUCGAUUCCGCGGUUCAAGUGCCAGGAGUGCCACCGCGCGCUCGUCGUCGUCGGCGUGGAUUCCUUCGCCGAUAAGCUCCCGGCUCAGGCCACCUCUGCGCAUGCAUCCUCUGUUCAUGGAAGUAUUAUGGGAGCUAGCAGGAUGGAUAAUUCUUAUGUCGUGCUAUCCAAGCAAAACAAAUCUCAUGGCCAUGGAAUUCCCCCACGCCCACCAAGUGCAGCAGCCCCACAUAUCGAACCUAACCAGCCAACAAGAGCGAUGGAGGGUUCAUAUAUAGUGCUUCCACCUGCUGCUGCUUCCAUAUACAAGACAUCUACUUCUGAAGGAGGUGGUGCGCAGUUGCCACCACCAAGUAUCAAUUCCAGUAGUUUGUUACCAGGAAAUAGUUUUCACUCUAACGUGACUGUAUUAAAACGGGCAUUUGAGAUUGCUACGUCACAAACUCAGGUUGAGCAGCCAAUGUGUCUGGACUGUAUGAGGUUGCUCUCUGAUAAGAUGGAUAAGGAGAUUGAAGAUGUUAAUGCUGACAUUAAAGCUUAUGAAGUCUGUCUUCAACAUUUGGAGCAGGAAUCCCACACUGUCCUCAGCGAUGCUGGUUUUCAGAAGGAGAAACUGAAGAUUGAAGAAGAAGAAAAGAAGCUUAACGCCGCUAUUGAAGAAGCUGAAAAGCAAUAUUCAGAAAUUAGUUCUGAGAUGAAGGAUCUUGAAAUAAAAUCUAAAGAAUUUGAAGAAUUGGAAGAAAGGUAUUGGCAUGAAUUCAAUAGCUUUCAGUUUCAGUUGACAUCUCACCAGGAAGAAAGAGAUGCAAUUUUGGCCAAAAUAGAAGUUUCACAGGUUCAUUUGGAAUUGCUGAAGCAAACAAAUGUUCUCAAUGAUGCAUUCUAUAUUUCACAUGAUGGAGUAAUUGGAACAAUAAACAACUUCCGACUCGGACGCCUUCCUAAUGUACAGGUUGAAUGGGAUGAGAUAAAUGCUGCUUGGGGUCAGGCUGCUCUUCUUUUGCAUACCAUGGCUCAGUACUUCACCCCAAAAUUUGAGUACCGGAUUAAGAUUCACCCUAUGGGUAGCUACCCAAGAGUCACAGAUAUCCACAAAAAUACAUAUGAACUUUAUAUCAUGCUAACCAGGUUUGGUCCCGUGAAUUUAUUCUGGAGCACACGUUUUGACAAAGCCAUGACAUGGUUUCUAACCUGCCUGCAAGAUUUUGCUGAGUUCGCUAUUAGCUUGGAUAAAGAGAACAAUGUACCACCUGAGAAGUCAUUAAAGCUCCCAUACAAGAUUGAUGGUGACAAGGUAGGGAGCCACACAAUCUUCUUAAGUUUUAAUAAAGUGGAGAACUGGACGAAAGCACUAAAAUACACGCUGUGCAACUUGAAGUGGGUCCUCUACUGGUUUAUCGGCAAUACGAGUUUCGCACCACCAUCUGGAUCUUUGUGUGCAGCGCAAUCAUCUAAGAGAUGAUGAUGUCACUGACCUAUUAAGGUGGUGUUUGGAUCCAGGGACUUAACUUUAGUCCCUAUAUUUAGACACUAAUUUAGAGUAUUAGAUAUAGACUACUUACAAAACUAAUUACAUAAAUGAAAGCUAAUUCGCGAGACAAAUUUUUAAGCCUAAUUAAUCCAUAAUUAGAGAAUGUUUACUGUAGCAUCACAUAGGCUAAUUAUGGAUUAAUUAGACUCAAUAGAUUCGUCUCGCGAAUUAGUCUAAGAUUAUGAAUGGGUUUUAUUAAUAGUCUACGUUUAAUAUUUGUAAUUAGUGUCCAAACAUCCAAUGUGAUAAGGACUUGAAAGUUUUAGUCCCAUCUAAACAUGGUCUAAACUGAUUGUAGCCGCACAUUGAACAGAUAGUAGCAUUGACGUGACAUAUUCAAAGAUGAAUAGUUUAUACAACUAACUCUUCGCUUCUUUUAA
Molecule: messenger RNA, 2173 nt
Organism: Oryza sativa Japonica Group (Japanese rice)
Lineage: Eukaryota; Viridiplantae; Streptophyta; Magnoliopsida; Poales; Poaceae
Product: beclin-1-like protein
Biological process (GO): cellular response to nitrogen starvation; autophagy; late endosome to vacuole transport
Cellular component (GO): phosphatidylinositol 3-kinase complex, class III, type II; phagophore assembly site; phosphatidylinositol 3-kinase complex, class III, type I
Source: RefSeq, a predicted model, not a curated record